UGAAGAAUGAAAAGCAUGACGCCAGAAAAGCUGAUAUUUGGAGCCUUGGUGUCGUGCUCUAUGCCAUGACCACCGGCAGACUGCCAUUCUACAAGCCUAAUAUGGAAGACCUUAUUGAAGACAUGGCAAUGAGCAGACUAACUUUUGCAAAGGGAAUGUCCAAAGCACCAGGAAGAGGAGGAUGAGUUCCCUUUUCCAUGUAUGGCCAACACUGCCAGUAAUCUCCGUACUGAGCAGCUGAAAAGGGAUUCUUCCACCGUUGUUCUGCGUAGAAACACCUCUCACGAAUCAGUGGAAGUUGUCAAAUUGAGGUCAAGGGUACCUGGCCAUGACAACCCAUUGUACAAGGCAGGGCUUCUUGACUUGACUCCCAGGGAGUCCAGGAUUGCUUUUAAAGCCCCAGUGCCCCAUGUUCCACACAGGCCUACAACCUGUAAACCUAGCGUUGCUCCUCAGAAGGCCCCACUCCGCCGGGCCAGCAUGGUCCGCCCUCUCAUCACACUGAGUGGCACCAGUAUUAGUCCAACUGUGAAACCACUUGUCAAAGGAGCAAGCCUUGAACUGGAGAUGAACGCCAUCAUUUCUCCCAAGUUCACUCCUGCUCCACCCCCCACACCAAAGCCAGGGUCCACUUUGCACUUGACCAGCAGGAGAGUACGCCCCAGGAUUGACAUCAGGCAGAGUAUAGAAGCUCUGAGGCAGGCCACCACGAAUCCACCAGCGAGCAUGCAGGAUGCAGUGGUAAAUGGGUGUGCCAUGAACAAGGCCAGUCGCCCCAGAGUAGGGCCAAGAGUUCUCCGCAAACGCUGAGCUCUCUCUUCCAACAGACUUAUUUUUUAUUUUAUUGCCUUCUGAUUAUUAAAUUAUUGUAUAAAUUUGGAUUUUGUAUAAAAAAUAUGGCAGCUGUGCUGCAAUUAUUUUGUCACACAUGGAAAUUAGCUUUUCUAUUUUGGAUAAAAUUAUUUCAUCA
Lingula anatina is the source of this 970-nucleotide messenger RNA. RefSeq names its product testis-specific serine/threonine-protein kinase 3-like. Gene Ontology annotation, molecular function: ATP binding; protein kinase activity. Gene Ontology annotation, cellular component: nucleus. Gene Ontology annotation, biological process: protein phosphorylation. The record is from RefSeq and is a predicted model, not a curated record. Lineage: Eukaryota; Metazoa; Brachiopoda; Lingulata; Lingulida; Lingulidae.